Messenger RNA from Miniopterus natalensis, 1452 nucleotides. RefSeq names its product zinc finger protein 683 (gene ZNF683). The record is from RefSeq and is a predicted model, not a curated record. Gene Ontology annotation, cellular component: cytoplasm; nucleus. Gene Ontology annotation, biological process: regulation of transcription by RNA polymerase II; cell fate commitment. Gene Ontology annotation, molecular function: RNA polymerase II cis-regulatory region sequence-specific DNA binding; DNA-binding transcription factor activity. NCBI's taxonomy places the organism in Eukaryota, Metazoa, Chordata, Mammalia, Chiroptera, Miniopteridae.
AUGAAGGGCAAACCUGCUCCAGAACUGGAUUGUUGCCACAAGACUAAGCCCCUGAGGAGCACAGGGAGCUCCCUGUCCCCCAGCCUGGACCUCCAGCCCUGCCAAGACGACCAGGUCUUCGCAGACUGCAGGCCACUUCCAGACACAGUGGACAUCCAUGGCCCAUCCUGUGCCAGUUGGCAGUGCCCCUUGCCAUUGGCACCGACCAGGUCUGCCCUGCUGGCCUACCCGCAGAGCCUGGACCUCUACCUAUGUUCCCUGCAGCCGGCACCCCUGGGCACAGCCCCACAGGGUCUCAGAGAGGACUCCUUGAGCAUGAAGCACCAGCCACCAGGGCCACAUGGCGGCUCCCCCGGUGACGAGAAACUCCCAUCCAAGUACCCUCUGAGCAGGGACAAGAUGGGAAGCCAGCAGGAAAGAGCUGAUGAGGAGGCCCUCUACCCGUCCUUCUCUCCUCACAGCAGCUCUUCCCCAGCUCCCUGGCAGCAGAGAAAGUGCCCCAGCCCCCUGGCUUUCUGCUCCUGCCCCCCACCCAUUCCCAUCUCCAAGGAACUCCCAUUCCGCCUUCACCCCCUCUGUCCUGCGUAUCCAUUUCUCCUGCCUCCACCUUACCUGUUCACCUAUGGGGUCUCACCUUCUGUCCAGUGUCACCCCCUCUUCCUGUUGCCCCAAGACACUUUCUACCCCACCAUGGCUGUGCCCAGCACGCUGAUGAGUGUCAGUGACCCUGGGCACCACAGCUCUUGGGGGGAGACCCUGCAUCCCUACCCAGGGACCUCCCAAGCCUCUGGCCAAACCCAACUUCCCCAGGCCCGGGGUCCAGGCCCUGGAGCUGCCAGGCCCUCCUGGCCAAGGCCGGAGCAGGCUCGCAGGGUGGCUCCAGCGAAGCGGGCCCCCCUGCCUUACCCGCUGAAGAAGGAGAAUGGCAAGAUCCUGUACGAAUGCAACGUGUGCAGCAAGAGCUUCGGGCAGCUCUCCAACCUCAAGGUCCAUCUGCGUGUACACAGCGGGGAGCGCCCGUUUCAGUGUGCCCUGUGCCAGAAGAGCUUCACACAGCUCGCCCACCUGCAGAAGCACCACCUGGUGCACACUGGAGAGCGGCCCUACAAGUGCCUGAUGUGCCACAAGCGCUUCAGCAGCUCCAGCAACCUCAAGACCCACCUGCGCCUGCACUCAGGGGCCCAGUCCUUCCAACGCAGUGUCUACCCGAGUCACUUCACCCAGAACGUUCAUCUGAAGCUGCACCAUCGGCUGCACACUCCACAGCCCUGUAGCCUAGCUCAUACCCACCUACCUCUGGCGUCUCUCACCUGCCUUGUCCGGUGGCACCAGGGGGCACUAGAUUUUGUGAUGGCACCAUCAGAGAGGCAGACUGGCUGGGAUGCAGACAAGAUCAAGGUGUCUUCAGCAUCUCAGGGAACAAGGGCAGCCAACCUGAGUAGUGGUUCCUAG